Molecule: messenger RNA, 1447 nt
Organism: Prorocentrum cordatum
Lineage: Eukaryota; Dinophyceae; Prorocentrales; Prorocentraceae
Source: the annotation of a GenBank genome assembly
UUAUUUGCGUGUCCUGGGCCCCCGGAGGCCGAACAAUAGCGAAGCGCCUCCAGUCGUAGUGUUUGUUCCACCGCGCGAAGGGGUCUGGGGAGGACGAGGCCAGCUGUGGCAUCGGCGGCCUCCUCCGUCUCGUAGCGGAUCUGAUGGGUCCGGCGGGCAGCGACGCUGCCGAGGCCCGCGCCCCACGGCCUCUCGCCGUUGACGGGGGGGGCGCACAACACAAAACAAACAGCCGCGGCCCUCGCCGCGGGCUGGGCGCCCAGGUGCCAAGGAGGCGGGGAGGAGAGGCUGGCAGGGGCCAGACCCCCUCGCGGGGUGACGGCAUCACCGCGGGGUUUUGGUCUCGCUAUCUGACCACUGGUGUUAACCCACGACGUCGGGGGUCUGGGGAACGAGGCCGCCUUCGGCUUCGGCCCGUCUCGGCUCCGCCCCAUCUCGGCUCCAUCGGCCUCUUUCGGCCCUCGGCCCCUCUCGGCUUCGGCCCCUGUCGGCUUCCGUCCGCUCCGGCUCUGGCCCGCCUCGGCCCCGGCCCGAGCCGUCACGCGCCGAGGCCGAACAACGCGCCGAGGAGGAACAACCGCGCCGAGGCCGCAAGGGGCCGAGGCCGAACGAGACCGACGGAGCCGCAACGGGCCGCUGGAGCCGCAACGGGGCCCUCCUCCGGUGGGGAGGAGCGGGCGCCGAGGCCGAGGCGGAGAGGGCCGCGAGGCUCUCCGCCGGAGCCGCCCGCCGCGGCGCCGUGCCCGGGCGCCCGCGGCCACCUCUGCGGCGCGGCCGGGCCGCGGCACGCGGCCCCUGCGACGCGGCCGCGGCGGGGGGGCCCGCGGCGGGGCACGGCAGAGGCGGCCGUGUGCGGAGCUGUGCGGGGGCGGGCGGGCAGCGUUGGGCUGGUCCCUGCGGUUAGACGAUGCUGAGCUCAAACAGAAAACGAGAAGCGCAUCUCCUCCUCGUUCGUCGGCCUCCUCCUCCAUCGAAGUCCUGCUCAUGCAGGCAGAGGCUCACCGCGCGAGCUCCUGCUGCACCUCCUCGAGGAUGCUGGCCAGCCUCUGGGCGAGCAUGAUGUUCCCCUGGAUCUUGAGCUUCCCGCUCAUGAACGCCUGCAUGCCGUCGAGCUUCCCGCUGGCCAGCGCCAACAUCUCCGCCACGGCCAGCGUGAUCGUGACGUCAGGCUUCUCGUGCUGAGCGAAAUCGGCCGAACCCUCGCCGUUCUUCAGGUCCAGGUAGAACUUGCUGCCCUGGGGCCGGCGUCGCUCACGACGAACUGAAAGACGACGCCGCCCAGCUUGACCAGCUCUGCGCCUUUCGACCGGACGGCCUCCGAGAUCUUGUCGAAGAUUGCCGUCGCCCUCGCCAUGGAGAGACUGGACUGGCAGCCGCAGCGCUGUUGGGGGGGGCCUUGCGCCCACUCCAGGGCCUUAAGCCAAAAUGGCUACUACGGACUCCUUCG